Messenger RNA from Balaenoptera ricei (Rice's whale), 838 nucleotides. RefSeq names its product chromosome 4 C3orf80 homolog (gene C4H3orf80). The transcript has a single exon. Bases 1 to 741 code for a protein of 246 amino acids. The record is from RefSeq and is a predicted model, not a curated record. NCBI's taxonomy places the organism in Eukaryota, Metazoa, Chordata, Mammalia, Artiodactyla, Balaenopteridae.
AUGUGGGGACCCGGGGUCACGGCCGAGGGCCUGUCGGUGGCGCCGGCGCCGCCACCGCUGCUGCCGCUGCUGCUACUGCUGGCGCUGGCGCUGGUGGCGCCCUCGCGGGGCGGCGGGGGCUGCGCGGAGCUGGCGUGCGGCGAGCGGGAGCGCUGCUGCGACGCGGCCAACGCCACCGCGGUGCGCUGCUGCAAGCUGCCGCUGCACGCCUUCCUCGACAACGUGGGCUGGUUCGUCCGCAAGCUCUCCGGGCUGCUCAUCCUGCUGGUGCUCUUCGCCAUCGGCUACUUCUUGCAGCGCAUCAUCUGUCCCAGCCCACGCAGGUACCCGCGCGGACAGGCGCGACCGGGGCCACCGGGGGGCGCCGGGCAGCCGGGGGCCGCGCGGCCGCCCGACGACAACGACGACGACGACUCGCCCGCGCUGCUGCGGGACGAGGCGGCCGCCGGCUCUCAGGACUCGCUGCUGGACAGUGGAGGCGGUGGCCGGGGCCGGGCAGGCGGCGGGCGCUCGGCCCCUUCCUGCGCCUCGGAGCAGGAGCUGCGCGUAGUGUCGCCGGUCUUCCUGCAGCUGCCCAGCUACGAGGAGGUCAAGUACCUGCCAACCUACGAGGAGUCCAUGCGGCUGCAGCAGCUCAGUCCCGGGGAGGUCGUGUUGCCCGUGUCAGUGCUCGGCCACCCGCGAGGUGGAGGCGCCGGGGAGUCCGACGGCGGCGGCGAGGUCCGCUUCCCGCUCAUCUGAGCGGCCGGGGCUUCGCGAGGACCACGCGGACAGAACCGGGCCUGGGGCUACGGGUAGGACGCAAGGCCGAGGGGGCCGCGGCCGCCGCCGCCAGUUG